Messenger RNA from Oryza brachyantha (malo sina), 887 nucleotides. RefSeq names its product tetraspanin-8-like. Bases 52 to 876 code for a protein of 274 amino acids. Lineage: Eukaryota; Viridiplantae; Streptophyta; Magnoliopsida; Poales; Poaceae. The record is from RefSeq and is a predicted model, not a curated record. Gene Ontology annotation, cellular component: plasmodesma; plasma membrane. Gene Ontology annotation, biological process: auxin-activated signaling pathway. The transcript is spliced from 2 exons.
UCGUCUCUCCCCACCAUCUCCCGCUCCCGCGCGCACCACGCCACGCCACCGAUGGCGCCGCGCUGCAGCAACGCCGUCUUCGCGGCCUUCAACGUCGUCACGCUCCUCCUGGGCGCCGCCGUCCUCGCCGCGGGCAUCUACUACGGCGCCCCGCACCACCGCGGCGGCGUCACCGAGUGCGAGCGGUUCCUCCGCGCCCCGGCGCUCGUCCUCGGCGGCGCCAUCAUCGCCGUCUCCCUGGCCGGGCUCGCCGGCGCGUGCUUCCGCGCGUCGGCGCUUCUGUGGGCGUACCUGCUGCUCACCGGCCUGCUCAUCCUCGCCGCCGUCUGCUUCGGCGUGUUCGCGCUCGUCGUCACCAACGCCGGCGCCGGGAGGGCCGUGUCCGGGACAGGGUUCAAGGAGUACCGCCUCGGCGACUAUUCGACGUGGCUCCGGCGGAGGGUGGAGGACGGCGGCAACUGGGCCAGGAUCAGGAGCUGCCUCGUCGACGCCAAAGUGUGCCGGAGCUUGAAGAGCAACCAGACGCUUGACGAGUUCGUCAACUCUAACCUCUCGCCGCUGCAGUCUGGGUGCUGCAAGCCACCGACUGAAUGCAAGUUCACAUACCAGAACGAGACGUACUGGGUGAAGCCUCCUGCUGCAGGAUCCAGCAACUACUCGGACCCAGACUGCAACGCAUGGUCGAACGACCAGUCCGAGCUCUGCUACGGCUGCCAGUCCUGCAAGGCCGGCGUGCUGGGCAACCUCAGGAGCAGCUGGAAGAAGAUCGCCUUCGUCAACGCCGCCUUCGUCGCGCUGCUGCUCGUCGUCUACUCGCUCGGCUGCUGCGCGCUUCGCAACAACCGGCGCCACAAGUACUCGCUGGUCGGGAAAUGAUGAGCGAGCGA